AUGAACAAGAUCAAGAGCAUCCAGAAACUCAACCAGCAGGAGCUCGAUGCGAACAUUUCGGCGUCAGCUUCCUGGCAUGCCGACUACAAGGAUACCUCAUAUAUCUAUAUUGGCCAGUUGCCGUAUGAAUUGACUGAGGGGGAUCUUCUCACGGUGUUCUCGCAGUACGGGGUCCCAAGCAAUAUCAAGUUGGUGAGAGACCCUGAGUCCGGCAAAAGCAUGGGAUUUGGGUAUUUAAAGUACGAAGACUACAGGUCGUGUGUGCUAGCCGUGGAUAACUUGAACGGGAUCGACAUUUCUGGAAGGAAAAUCCUCGUGGACCACGGCUACUACAAACUACGCGAGGGAGAACGCGAGAGUGAUUUUGCCGUGGAGUACAGCGAGGAGGAGAAAGGGGAGGGCAGUAGAAAGAGGAUUAGAAGCAAUCGCCAUAACGAUCGGAGCAACCACAGAGAAAAGCACAGGGAUCGAGAUGGUCAUCGAGAGUAUAGAGAUCGGGACGGCCAUAAGGGGAGUCGCAGCGACGACAAGGAAAGAGGCCAUGAGUCAUCUCGAAGAUCUAGAGAUCGUGAUCAUCGUUCUCCGGAUGGAAAAGAUGAGGAGGACCCGGCAGACGAAGAUCCAAUGAAGGCGUACCUCACUAAGGGUCUGAGAUCUCACUCUCACCGCAGCUCAGAUCGGCACAAAAGUCGAGACAGCGUAAAAGAGAAUAACAGAGAGGGAGAAGCUGAGCAAAAGAGACUGAACCAGUGA
Babjeviella inositovora NRRL Y-12698 is the source of this 753-nucleotide messenger RNA. Its product is annotated as IST3 family RNA-binding protein. The record is from RefSeq and is a predicted model, not a curated record. Gene Ontology annotation, molecular function: RNA binding. Lineage: Eukaryota; Fungi; Ascomycota; Pichiomycetes; Serinales. Bases 1 to 753 code for a protein of 250 amino acids. Gene Ontology annotation, biological process: mRNA splicing, via spliceosome. The transcript is spliced from 2 exons. Gene Ontology annotation, cellular component: catalytic step 2 spliceosome; precatalytic spliceosome; U2 snRNP.